This is a messenger RNA of Cylicocyclus nassatus, 1409 nucleotides long. Lineage: Eukaryota; Metazoa; Nematoda; Chromadorea; Rhabditida; Strongylidae. The record is from the annotation of a GenBank genome assembly.
UGCUAAAAAUGAAUUUACACACUCCCGGCAAUGGUCUCUUCGAAACACAUGUCACGUGGAAGGAUAUCGAGCAAGAUAUGCAACGAGAACUGCACACCAAAGCCUCUUUUGGACCCGGAAAAAGUGCGAAGAAUUUGGCAGAAGGCAUAGGCUACCUGUCCAAAAUGGUUCUUAUAGACCCUGACUGGCAAAAUGCGGACAAGGAGCUUCCGAGACGAUUUGUUGUCAAGAUACUUACCCAAAUGAUGAUGGCCAAUUUGACAGCAGAAAUGGGUGCAACAGGAGAUUUCGAAAGCGGUUAUAGUGAAUCCUAUAAAAAGGCUCACAAUGUUGAGGUCCUAGUUUACAAUUAUUUGUUGAAACAUGCACAUGCGAGAGUUCUUCUACCAAAGAUCUAUUACAUGAGAUCAUUCACGGAGUGCAAUCCCCUCAAAGGUUAUAUAAUCAUGGAAUAUUUGGAGAAUGUCAAAGUGGACUUCUGCAACAACUUUUCAAUCAAAUCUGUUAAGGAGGUUUUCCCAACCGUAGCAGUCAUGGAAGCAAUGUCUCUAAAAUUUAUUUUGGAGGAACGAAAUCAAUUUACAACGACCUUCUAUCAGCAAUUUUAUGCAAAAAUGUGUGAAGAUAACGUCUUUGUUAAAUCAAUCGAAAUGCUUCGAAAGCUCGGCGAUGGUAGGUUCAACAAGAAAGUUGAUAAAUUGGAAGUGUGUGCGAAGUAUGUAUUGGAUCCCGUCAAAGUCGACCGUUUGGCAGAUGAUCUAGGAAUGCAGCGGGUCCUUUGCCAUGGUGAUCUCUGGACAGCAAAUGUGUUGUGGGUAAAUGGCAACAACGACUUGAAAGCGAGUGCCGUCAUAGAUUUCCAGUGUGCACAUAUGGGCUGUGCGGCUGUUGACAUUGCAUCAAUGUUCCUCUCAUGUCUAAGCGGCAAAGACAGACAAGAACACUGGACGGAUCUGCUCGAACACUUCUACUCCACCUUACAAGAAGAAGUGGGAACCAUGAAAAUGCCUUACACUUUCGAGCAGCUCAGAGAGUCGUACUGCCAAUGUCUGCCAUUCAUUGGGUUCACAUUCUUGCCUUUCAUGAUCCCUUUUCUUGAUAAGAUGUUGAAAGAGGUCAAUGUGGCGCAAAACGAAGAAAAGUUGGAAUCCCUGAUGGAAAAAAUGGAGUAUAUUCUGGACGACAUUGUAUUUUUCUACGAGCUCAACAAGGAGAAGAACUUGCAAGCUAUUACAGCGUCAGCAGUGCCGUAUAGCUCAACUAAGCUUCGGAAAUAGUUUAGAGGCAAAAAAUUAUGGUUAACACUCACAGAAAGUGUUAUCUGAGCAUCUUGAAAGUUUUGUCACUUAGUUCAGGGUAUUGUUGAAAUUGUUACUCUGGUGUUUAUUUGUUGCUAUUCGUUGAGUCAU